Lobosporangium transversale is the source of this 1383-nucleotide messenger RNA. RefSeq names its product WD40-repeat-containing domain protein. Gene Ontology annotation, biological process: positive regulation of ubiquitin protein ligase activity; positive regulation of anaphase-promoting complex-dependent catabolic process; anaphase-promoting complex-dependent catabolic process. The transcript is spliced from 2 exons. NCBI's taxonomy places the organism in Eukaryota, Fungi, Mortierellomycota, Mortierellomycetes, Mortierellales, Mortierellaceae. The record is from RefSeq and is a predicted model, not a curated record. Gene Ontology annotation, molecular function: ubiquitin ligase activator activity; protein binding; anaphase-promoting complex binding. The coding region runs from base 1 to 1383 and encodes 460 amino acids. Gene Ontology annotation, cellular component: anaphase-promoting complex.
AUGAGUAAUGCUCAAGCGAAAUUAGAUCUAGCCCGUCACCCCUCUUUUUCGGGCUCCAAUGCAGACGCUACGGAUGAGGCCUCAAUUGCUUACAACCAACAGAUUGCUGAGGCCUGUGGCAUUAAUCUCGACAGUCGGAUGCUCGCCUUCUCGGCGGAACCCCCCUCGCUUGAUAAUAGCAACAGUCGGGACCCUUCGUCCGCUGUUCGCAAAAUCUACAGCCGCCAUCCAAGCUUCUCUCGUUCUUCUUCCAACCUCAAUUUACAACUCAAAAAGCGAACCAUCCUCACAAGCCCCGAUAGAGUUUUGGACGCACCUGGUCUCAUGGACGAUUAUUAUCUCAACCUAUUGGACUGGUCAUGCUCCAAUAUGAUUGCCAUCGCACUGGACAAAUCUGUCUUCGUCUGGGAUGCAGAGUCUGGUCAUGCGGAAUCCCUUUUGACACUGACAGGCAAUACUGACGCGGUUGCAUCCGUCUCAUGGGCGUACGACGGACUGUCUCUGGCUGUAGGCACAUUUAAAGGUGACACACAGAUCUGGGAUAUUGAGACAAAAACUAAGGUCCGGUCGAUGUCAGGACACGUAGCCAGAGUCGGUGUCUUAGCUUGGGAUAAACAUAUUCUGAGCUCAGGAUGCAGAGAUGGAUCCAUCUGGAACCAUGAUGUAAGGAUUCAGAACCACAAAGUCGCAGAACUCCUAUGCCAUACGAACGAGGUUUGUGGAUUAGCUUGGAGAAGUGAUGGAUCCCAGUUAGCCAGUGGGGGGAAUGACAAUUUGGUGAAUAUCUGGGAUGCUCGGAGCGUUGUACCAAAAUACACCAAGUCUAACCACACAGCCGCAGUCAAGGCCCUAGCAUGGUGUCCUUGGCAGAACAAUUUACUAGCAACUGGAGGAGGAACAUAUGAUAAGCAAAUUCACUUCUGGAAUUCAACUACGGGUGCUCGCGUCAAUACACUCAAUACAGGAUCACAGGUGACAUCCAUUGUGUGGUCAACCGAAUAUAAGGAGUUCAUGUCGUCUCAUGGAUACCCUGAUAAUAACCUGUCUAUAUAUGGAUAUCCAUCUAUGACUAAGAUCAUCGAUAUCCCAGCCCAUGAUUCCAGAAUCCUACACACAGCCUUGUCUCCAGAUGGACAAACGGUUGCUACCGUAGCCAGCGAUGAGAACCUGAAGUUUUGGAAGUUGUUUGAAAAGAAGGUCGCCAGCAAAAAAGAUGGUAGGGGCAAGCGAAGUGCAUCCUUUACGAGAUCAGGAUCAUUCUGUCGGUUAGGCGAGGAUGAUGACAAUGACCGAAUGGGUCCGCCUGGUGGUUCAAGCACCCCAGGUUCACAGGGAAUGACGAUCAAAGGGAAGAGUAUCUCGUCUAUGACCAGAAUUCGAUGA